Messenger RNA from Musa acuminata subsp. malaccensis (wild Malaysian banana), 1295 nucleotides. RefSeq names its product protein SOB FIVE-LIKE 5-like. Gene Ontology annotation, biological process: cytokinin biosynthetic process. Lineage: Eukaryota; Viridiplantae; Streptophyta; Magnoliopsida; Zingiberales; Musaceae. The record is from RefSeq and is a predicted model, not a curated record.
UGGACGCAAAUAAUGAAACCGGUGUAGCGUGGUACUCUUUGCCUCGCUGUAUCGCAUGUGAAGCCGUUGUGCCUCCGUUCUUUCUACGGAUAGAGGCAAAGACUCCCUCCGAUGGUGCAUGUGUGUGAUGGACACCAAAAGAGAAUAGAGAGAGAGAGAGAGAGAGAGAGAGCUCUCUUUGUAUCAUAGUCUCUCUUUCUUUCUUUCUCGCUCUGUGGUCUCUGUUUGUGUAGUCUCACUGUGCAGGUUCAUCAACAAAGCGCGCCCAGUGCCCAACUGGCAGUCUUAAUUUUCAUGUGCACUGAGGAAAGCAAGGAGGUGGGAGGGGUGCCAUCGAGACAGGGACAAAACUAGUCUGGGAAUUGGCUCUGAUGCUCUUCAUUUCUUUCUGCCUCCAGUCUCCCUCCCAAUCCCGCCACCACCUCCUCCUUUCUUCCAGUCGCAUCUUGAUUGUACUACGCCUACUGCCACUGCCACUAUCUUCUCCAUUUCAAACUAGUCCUUGAGGUGAGAGGAGGAGGAGCUGUCUUUUGCCAGAGUGCUUCUCCUAUAUUGUAAUGCUGGGGGAAGGGGAAGAUGUUAGCUCAGAGUGCAGCAGCGGAUGUCAAUCUGGUUGGACCACCUACCUAGACCACUCCUCCAGUGAGCCUCUUGUCUAUAACAUAGGUGGUUUCUUUCAUGGGAAGGAGGAGGAGGAGGAGGAGGAAGACCUAUCCAUGGUCUCUGAUGCAUCCUCUGGGCCACCGCACUUUCAAGAAGAGGAUGAGCAUUGCUUCUACUAUCUUCACUCCAGCACUUGCUUUGGAGGCAAUGGCUGCCUCUGCUCUGCCUUGGUUCCAACAGCUGAAUUGGCCAUGAGUGGUGGCAAAAAGAGGAGAGUCGAACCAAAGCAACAGGGGAAGCAUUCCUCUCUUCUGGAUGACACCGCAAGCUCCCCUCCCUUCAGCUCUUCCAAGACUAGUAGCUUUAGCGGCGACGACAACAGGAGCCGCGGCAGCCAUAUGAUGCCACCCAUUGCAAGCGUUUUGGAGUUCUCUUGUGGCUUCUCCGCUACUCAUUUUAAGAGAAAUCAUGCAGUGGAGAAGCAGAUGGGCGGCUAUCUUCAAUCCUCUGCUCCUGUGAAACCAACCCCUUCAAUACCAGUACCAAGGAAAGAAGGCGGGAAGACCAUCUGCUCGCAAGAAGAAGAAACAAAAAGGAUAAAUGUCUGAAGAUCUCAGAGAAAUCUUGCUUGGUCUUCUGUUGUACUUCUCUCAUCUGUUAUUAUCCUUUUUGUCAUGUCAUUGCAGUGGGAA